GAAAACGGUUGCAUUUUUUUGGGCAUGCGCGUGAAGGAAGGAGAAAACACAGUCCUCCUCUGUGACGUGGAUUUGGGAAUUGUUUGUUUUUUUAGUCCGAGAUUGGCUCAGUGAGUAAUAGUACUAGCUACAACAAACAACACUAUGGCUGCUGUGCUUCAGAAGAUCGCAAAGUACGCUAUUCCCGUCGGUCUUGCGGUGGGCGGUAUUCAAUCCGCUCUUUACGAUGUCCAGGGUGGUUACCGCGCCGUCAUUUUCGAUCGUAUUCAGGGUGUCAAGUCGGUUUCCGUCGGUGAAGGUACUCACUUCUUGGUGCCUUGGUUGCAGCGUGCCGUCCAGUUCGAUGUUCGCACCAAACCCCGUAAUAUUUCCACCACCACCGGUUCCAAGGAUAUGCAGAUGGUUUCCUUGACUCUUCGUGUGUUGCAUCGUCCUGAAAUCAAGCAACUUCCCGCCAUUUACCAGAAUUUGGGCUUGGAUUACGACGAGAGAGUGUUGCCUUCCAUUGGUAACGAAGUCUUAAAGUCCAUUGUCGCUCAGUUCGAUGCCAGUGAACUCAUUACCCAGCGUGAGGUCGUCUCUGCAAAGAUUCGUGAAGAGCUCUACAAGCGUGCUAGAGAAUUCAACAUUGCUUUAGAAGAUGUCUCCAUCACCCACAUGACCUUUGGUAAAGAAUUCACCAACGCUGUCGAACAAAAGCAGAUUGCUCAGCAGGAAGCCGAACGUGCCCGUUUCAUUGUCGACCGUGCCGAACAAGAAAAGAAGGCUGCUAUUAUCCGUGCCGAGGGUGAUGCUCAAGCUGCCGAGAUGAUUUCCGCUGCUUUGGAGAAGGCCGGUGAAGGUUUGAUUAACUUCCGUCGUAUCGAAGCCAGCAAGGAAAUCGCACAGACUUUGUCUAACACUCGCAAUGUUACCUAUUUGCCCAGCAACCGUGAGGGUGGCAGCAACUUGCUUUAUAACAUCCAAUAGACGUCUACGAAAAAACGCGCUCGAUUUUUGUAACACCAAUUCAAAAUAUAAACUCUUGUUAUUUGAUAUA
Molecule: messenger RNA, 1039 nt
Organism: Radiomyces spectabilis
Lineage: Eukaryota; Fungi; Mucoromycota; Mucoromycetes; Mucorales; Radiomycetaceae
Product: prohibitin-1
Exons: 4
Coding region: 145-969 (274 amino acids)
Biological process (GO): mitochondrion organization
Cellular component (GO): mitochondrion; membrane
Source: RefSeq, a predicted model, not a curated record